AUGGCCUCUUAUGAUUUCAAAAUCACAGAGGACUGGCUCGUCUGUAACACAUGUGGAACUCAGUUCCCUACAGCGGACCGGAACGAAGUGAAGACGUGCAAGAUCUGUGAUGAUCCUAGACAGUACACGCCUCCGUCUGGACAGAGCUUCACGACCUUGAAGGACAUCCGUUCCAAGCACAAGAAUGAAUUUCAUUCCUACGCAGCCGAUGACCGCAUGACCUUCAUCGUCAGCUCGCCGAAAGUCGGCAUCGGCCAGCGAGCCUGCUUGAUCAAGACACCAGCUGGCUACAUCAUGUGGGACUGCAUCAGCCUGCUAGAUAAGGACACCAUAUCGCACAUCAACUCCCUUGGCGGUCUGAAAGCUAUCGUUAUAUCUCAUCCCCAUUACUACUCCACCCACCUCGAGUGGGCCAAGGCCUUCAAUUGCCCCGUGUACAUUGCAGCGGAGGACAAGGUGUGGACGACUCAGACUUCCCCAGCCCAGGUGCUCCUCGACACGAUCGAGCGUGAGAUUGAGGUUGACGGUGUCAAGACAGGCGCCAAGGCAAUCAAGCUCGGUGGUCAUUUCCCCGGAAGCUUGGUGUUGCUUUUCGGAGGCCAUCUCCUGAUCGCUGAUACUCUCCUGACAACUCCUUCUGGCAUGGGAAGCUGGGAGACGGACGCACUGGGGAAUCCUCGAAGUCGUCCAGAGGGCAUGAACUCUUUCUCCUUCAUGUGGAGUAUCCCUAACUUCAUUCCUCUAUCAGCAGAUGAGAUAGCGAGAAUGUGGAGCAUUUUGAAGGACUAUGAAUUCAAAAGCACACACGGCGCGUUCUUGACACAGGACAUUGAGGCUGCAGAUAUCAAGAAGCGCGUUUUGGAUAGCAUGCAGAUUCAGACCAAGUUCAUGGGCUGGACUGAACAUCCUUUUAUGAAGGAGUCUCUAUGA
Messenger RNA from Phaeoacremonium minimum UCRPA7, 930 nucleotides. RefSeq names its product putative metallo-beta-lactamase family protein. The transcript has a single exon. Lineage: Eukaryota; Fungi; Ascomycota; Sordariomycetes; Togniniales; Togniniaceae. The record is from RefSeq and is a predicted model, not a curated record. Bases 1 to 930 code for a protein of 309 amino acids.